Messenger RNA from Lindgomyces ingoldianus, 714 nucleotides. RefSeq lists its product as uncharacterized. The transcript has 2 exons. The record is from RefSeq and is a predicted model, not a curated record. The coding region runs from base 1 to 714 and encodes 237 amino acids. NCBI's taxonomy places the organism in Eukaryota, Fungi, Ascomycota, Dothideomycetes, Pleosporales, Lindgomycetaceae.
AUGCGUCCAAACAUCUCUACCUCGCCAGCGCUGAAAAGAACACCCUCUCCACAAAACCUUUUACCAACAAUCCUUGUGCCAUCAACCGCCACAACCGAGUCUCUAAAAUGGAAAUAUCUCCUCUCCGCGACCUCCUCGACCUCCUCGAAGUGGCGAUACCUCGACACCUCUAGCCUUCUCCCCGCAAACGCGCCCACCAAACACGCUCACAUCAUCGACUUAAGCAGUAUUGAUGAUGAACUCUCUUCGAAUCCAAGUAUCUGGGAUGCGGUAGCGACUGUUCUGUUCCAGGCUGGCCCAGAGAUGUUGGAGUGGUUUUUACAUUCGCGGAAUAAGACGUUCAGGUUUGUGAGAAAGGAAGGACUGAAGGAUUGGAAUCUGAUAAUUUGGCGGAAAGGUUGUGAAGUCCUGAUCGCACUCUUUCGGCCGCAAUCUUCAAAAAUCAAAUCCAAAAUAUUCUACGAAUGGGAUAAAAUUAUACGCUGCAUGAUUGGCUAUAAUGGCUCGUGGUCAGUCUACUACGGUGCCUGGUACGGUGUUACAGGUGAUAGCUUGGAGGAAGCUUGGGAUGACACAUUUGAGAAAGUGAAUGAGGGGUAUCCGAGGGAGAGUCCGAAGAACGAGCGGCAGAUGGAGAAUGUAGCGAGGAGUAUGGCGUGGUAUCUUCUUUUAGCGCAGUCUGGAAAAGAGAAGAUUAUGGUUGACACUACUUGA